Spodoptera littoralis (African cotton leafworm) is the source of this 612-nucleotide messenger RNA. NCBI's taxonomy places the organism in Eukaryota, Metazoa, Arthropoda, Insecta, Lepidoptera, Noctuidae. The record is from the annotation of a GenBank genome assembly.
AUGGCAAAGAAGACCUAUGACUUGUUGUUUAAAUUACUUCUUAUUGGAGACUCUGGCGUUGGAAAGACGUGUAUUUUGUUUAGGUUUUCAGACAACCACUUUACAACGACGUUUAUAUCUACGAUCGGCAUAGACUUUAAAAUAAAGACUGUGGAACUUCGGGGUAAAAAGAUUAAGCUCCAGAUAUGGGACACGGCAGGACAGGAAAGGUUCCACACCAUCACCACGUCGUACUACCGUGGCGCGAUGGGGAUAAUGCUAGUGUACGACAUCACCAAUGAGAAAACAUUUGAUGACAUUGUUAAAUGGCUACGAAAUAUAGACGAGCAUGCUAAUGAGGAUGUGGAGAAGAUGAUACUAGGCAACAAGUGCGACAUGGAAGAGAAGCGUGUGGUGAGCAAGGAGCGAGGAGAAGCGAUAGCGCGCGAGCACGGCAUCCGGUUCAUGGAGACGUCGGCGAAGGCCAAUAUCAACAUCGACCGAGCGUUCUCAGAGCUGGCCGAGGCCAUCCUGGACAAGACGUCGGGGCGCGAGGCGGACGCGGACCACGCGCGCAUCGCCGUGGAGCGCCGGCCGUCGCGCGCGCCGCCCGCCCGCGCCUGCUGCUCCUAG